AUGUAUAGACACGCGCUGAAACGUGGGACGGUGACACCACUGGUGACAAAUGAGAGAUGUCCAAAAUGUUCAAAUGACCGUGCAUACUUCAUGCAGAUACAGACGCGAUCAGCCGAUGAACCGAUGACUAUAUUUUAUCGUUGUGCAAAUGCAGAUUGUGGUCAUCGAUGGAAAGAUUAG
This is a messenger RNA of Cooperia oncophora, 180 nucleotides long. Lineage: Eukaryota; Metazoa; Nematoda; Chromadorea; Rhabditida; Trichostrongylidae. The record is from the annotation of a GenBank genome assembly.